Drechmeria coniospora is the source of this 2259-nucleotide messenger RNA. RefSeq lists its product as uncharacterized. The coding region runs from base 1 to 2259 and encodes 752 amino acids. Gene Ontology annotation, molecular function: ethanolamine kinase activity; choline kinase activity. Gene Ontology annotation, cellular component: cytoplasm. NCBI's taxonomy places the organism in Eukaryota, Fungi, Ascomycota, Sordariomycetes, Hypocreales, Ophiocordycipitaceae. The record is from RefSeq and is a predicted model, not a curated record. Gene Ontology annotation, biological process: phosphatidylethanolamine biosynthetic process; phosphatidylcholine biosynthetic process. The transcript is spliced from 3 exons.
AUGUCCGAUGCUGCGCCCUUUCCCGUGGCCACGUCCUCUGCUCCAGCGGCGCUCCGAUCGGCGUUGAAGUCGGACGACGAUGCUGCUUACUCGAACGGCUCCAUCAAAGCCGUCCAGAUUGCCGAACCCAGCUCUGAGCCGUUCCCCGACGUUGAAGCCCAGCCGCCGCGGCGCUUCCGUGCCAGCUCCUUUCGCCGCCACGGAGCCAAGUCCACAUUCUCUCCUCUCUCGGCUGCUUCGCCUCGGGCCUGCGCCAGUGAUGCCUCCUCCGCCGUGCACGCUGCUGAAGAGCAGGCCCAACUGGGCUCUCAACAUCACCAUCAAAGCCACCACCGUAGCCAGCACUACGGCGAGAAGCUGCUGGCCCAGGUCGGAGAAUGGUUGGAGCGUGAGAAGCAGAAGGCUGCCGUUCGGAGAAAGAAACCGACGCACCGACGAAAAUCCAAAUCUCCCCCGGUUGACCAGCAUCAAGCUGCCGUCGAUCCCAUUUCCGGCCGCCAACGCUCCCCCUCCGUCGAUUCCCAGUCUAGUGACGUCUCCCUAGGCAGACUGGAGAGCAUCUUGGCCGACUCCAUGGCCCAACUCGGUCUCACUUCGAUCCCCAAGCAUGCCCCCAAAGUCUCUCGUCCGAAACGCAGACCCCCCUUCCAACGCGCCGCUUCGUCAGAUACCGACUACGUCGACGGCGACGCCAUCGUGCCCGACUGCGAUGCCUGGCUGGACAACUCCAAGACGCUCGGCUACUCCGGAGGUGGCGUCACCACAGAUGACUUGGAUGAGAAGGCGGAAAAGGAGCGUGAGGCCUGGCUGAGCUUCAAGAACGAAAUCAUCCGCAUUGCCCACACCCUGAGGCUCAAGGGAUGGAGACGUGUACCGCUCGAGAGCGGCACGGCCAUCGUCGUCGAGCGCCUGAGCGGCGCCUUGACGAAUGCCGUUUACGUCGUCACGCCCCCAAAGGAGAUGACCGAAGUCGACGGCAAGAAGCCGCCGCCCAAGUUGCUUCUCCGCAUAUACGGUCCCCAAGUGGAGCAUCUCAUCGACCGCGAUAACGAGCUCAAGGUUCUCCAGCGACUGGCCCGAAAGAAGAUCGGCCCUCGCCUGCUCGGAACCUUCCGGAACGGCCGCUUCGAGCAGUACUUCAACGCCAUCACGCUCAACUGGUCUGAUCUCCGCGAGCCGGAGACUUCGAGGCAGAUUGCGAAGCGGAUGAGAGAGCUUCACGACGGCAUCGACUUGCUGCCGAGCGAGCGGGAGAACGGCGCCGGAGUUUGGAAGAACUGGGACCAGUGGCUAGACAAUGUGGCCAAGAUCACCAAGUUCCUCGAUGCCCAACUGGAGGCUGGCGUUGACUCCGGUCGUGCCGACUCCGUAGCGCACGCCUGGAUGUCGAACGGCCACGUCUGUGGCGUGCCAUGGCCUCAGUUCCUGGACAUCGUCACCAAGUACCGGUCCUUUCUGGAAAGUUCAUACAAGGACGAGAAGACAGUCAAAGAUCGCCUUGUCUUCGCACAUAGCGACACACAAUACGGCAACAUCCUUCGUUUCCGGCCCGACGACGAAAAGUCGCCGCUUCUCCAGGCCGCCAACAAGCACAAGCAGCUCAUCGUCAUCGACUUUGAGUACGCCGCCGCCAACACGCCAGGCCUAGAGUUUGCCAACCACUUCACCGAGUGGGCGUACAACUACCACGACCUCGCCAGGCCUCAUGUCUGCAACACCACCAACUACCCAACGCUCGAGGAGCAGAAGCGUUUCAUCAAGGCCUACGUUGACCACCGUUCGCAGUUUCCCAACGCCAGCCUGACGCCGCGCAUCCGUCCGGCGGAUAGCGGCGUCGUCAGCACCCCGCCACUCGUGCCAACCGCAUCCUCGAGCUCCAUCAUCGACUUCAUGCUCGACGCACGGGCUCCUCCUGGCGGUUGGGGUGCCGCCGAGCGCGACCACGAUGAGCAAACCGAAAAGCAAGUCAGUGAACUUCUGGAGGAGGCGCGUUUGUGGCGACCGGGAAACAGCGCGCAGUGGGUAGCUUGGGGCAUCGUCCAGGCCAAGGUACCUGGGCUGGAUGCAAACUAUGAACCCCUUUCUGAGAAGGAAACGCUCGAGGCCGAGCAGGGCAUUGGCGCCGACGAGUUCGACUAUCUGGGCUAUGCUCAGGAGCGUGCCAUGUUCUUCUGGGGCGACGUCUUGCAGAUGGGCCUGGUCAAAGAAGAAGAGCUUCCGGAGUCGCUGCUAGCGAGGAUCAAGAUUGUGCCCUAUUGA